UUUUUUUUUUUUUUUUUUUUUUCGCCGGGGUUUCUUUUUUUCUAAUCCCAACGUCUUAAGAUGGAUAGUUACGCAACGCAACACAACAGAACACAACAUAUAACACACAUAUUCCUAGGUACACAUUACAUCAUGGAGCGCGGCGGGGGAACAUGGAAUCAAAUCAGAGAUAAAGGGGCAUAGCGCAAACUAGGUACAUCAGCGCUGGCACAUAUACCCACGAGAGCAGGACAGGACAGGACAGGACAGGAAACGAAAGGAAUAUCGGGCGUGGGGAAAGGCGGGCUAAGAUGAUGAUGACCAUGAUGCUUACCGGCUUCGCGUCGUGGCAGUGACGUUAAAGUAAAGGCGGGGAGGAAAGGCAUGGCAUCCUAGGCGUUCGGAAGGGGGAUCGGAUCUCUUGCUUGACUUGGGCGGCCAGACGGGCGGAAGUGGGACGAUCAGUCAAUACAGACAAACAGACAGACAGACGGGCACUGGCGAUUGCUUACGGUGGUUGGGACUAGGCUCAGGAUAACAUGUCAGAUUCAGAUACAGGGGAGGGGGCAAGGGGGCUAGUUAUCUUGCCUUGUCUAUCUGUGUAUAUUCGCCCCCGGUCAGGGACGGGCGGGAAGGGGUUCUCGGCGCGUACGGUAUGGUACGGUACGGUAGGGAUUGGAUAUGCAGUUGCUUGCUUGUCAUGCUUGUCUUGUCUGCUUGCUUGGUUGAACUUGGAAUAGACAGCCGAUUUUUUUCUUCUGCUUCUUCUUCUUUUGGCUUCUUCGCCUUCCUUCCCGACCUCAUCUUAUCUAUCUUACUUCUUACUGCGUACGCGUGCGUGCAUGGGAGCAAGCAUGUCAUUCACGGCAGCCUACGACGACUGCGGGAAUUUCUUUCUUACGCUUGUCAUUACUUUAUUUUAGCAUUAUACAUACCUACAUGCAUUUACAUACGUACGUACCUACAUUAGUAUUUACAUGUAGCAUUAUUACUUAACUACCUAGGUACCCAACUUACCUUGUCUAUUACACAUCUUACAAAUCUCCAUUUCU
Daldinia decipiens is the source of this 1031-nucleotide messenger RNA. RefSeq lists its product as uncharacterized. NCBI's taxonomy places the organism in Eukaryota, Fungi, Ascomycota, Sordariomycetes, Xylariales, Hypoxylaceae. The record is from RefSeq and is a predicted model, not a curated record. Bases 635 to 949 code for a protein of 104 amino acids. The transcript has a single exon.